UUUUCGAUUCAGAGUCAUCGUCAUGGCGUUCAAUGAAACCGCAUGCGAUAUUCACCUGUCCAUUCAUGAUGGCGGCACCCAUCUAGUAGCAAUAUGCAACAACGACGAGGGCUCCGGGAUCACCGGUGAUCUUCUUCUUGACCAAUGCUUAGGCAAUAAGGAUGGCCACUUCGAAUGGGGCGGAACGAACUUCAGCAAGAAUGCGAAGAACGUUACGUUUAGCACUGAAGGACCAGAUCGAAAACCAGUGCUUCACUCGGAGCUUCUGGAUUCAUCCGGGCAUUAUGUUCAAGACAAGGUGGACCUUGCUUCUCACAUUGCCAAUGUUGAGGGUGAACUAAAAUUCACUCAACCCGAGGAUUAACCGGUCCUCUGCAAGGUUAUCCUAAUUACGGUGAUUACUUUGGUGAAGUUGAAUAUCAUUUUCCUAAUAUCUGUCAAAAUUUCGCAUCUUGAAAUGCCGUUUCGCGUAAAUCACUCGGCUGUUCAGCUAGGGAUGCUGUAAUGAGUACCGCUACUUCCGCAUAAUAUGACAAUCACGG
Penicillium brasilianum is the source of this 542-nucleotide messenger RNA. NCBI's taxonomy places the organism in Eukaryota, Fungi, Ascomycota, Eurotiomycetes, Eurotiales, Aspergillaceae. The record is from the annotation of a GenBank genome assembly.